AUGAAGCCAAGGGUAGCACAGAUAUAUGUAGGCAAAGGGCCUCCAACCCGUCAUGUGCAACUACUACCCAAAAAUACAGAAGAUCAUGUUGAACCAAAAUCGAGCACUACAAACCCUAUCGCAAUCCAAGAAAAGUCGGAAAAAAGGGUUGGAAUAAAUAAAGAGAAUAUUGUUGUCGGUUAUGGGCCCCCGACACCACCCACCACCCAGGGCAAGGUAAAACCAAAAAUUCCACCCAGCAAUAUUAUAGUCGGGAAGGGUAGUCCAUUAAAAUUAAAGCAGAAUGAGGCGCAAUUGGCUUCCAAAACGUCACGCAGUCGUAGUGCUAUACAGACGGAUUGGACACUUACAGCAAGGAGAUUAUCGAAAGAGAUGAUAUCGGAGAUAACACGAGAUUUAAUAUCAUCAGACUCAUUAUCAUCAUAUCUACAUCACGAUGAUGAUACAUCAGUAUCAUCUACGAAGUUAUCUUCUGCCAAAUCAAGCCUGUAUACAUCGAGGGCCAGCAGUGUCGAGGUUGAUGGCAUUAAAUCUCACGGGUCGGUACAACGUAAACCGACAUUGGAUGCGCAAAAGACGAUGCCAAUGGAGGUUGACAAAGGUUUACAAGAUGAAAGCAGCGUGCAAAGAAUAGUGUCAGCUGCAUCUCGUGGUGAAACAUCUGAGGUGGUUGAUAUAACCGACGUGGGUUUGGAACACUCGGGCGACUAUGUUCCCCGGGAACCUACGGAUAUAUCCAGUGCCCAAACAGUCUCUGCAACGACUACAGUAGAUAAACAAGAAGUUGGAAGUAGCUAUGCAUCGGCGAGCGAUAAUCAGACGUUAGAGUCAAAAUCUACGUUACAGGGAACAACCGACGUCGACCCCGUGAGCAAUGUCAACAAGAUGGAUGCGUUCAGACGUGUCGCCAACAAAUUCAAGAUGAUAUCACAUAUGCUGUUCGCACGAGAAGAAGAGAUGUUGCCAUUGGAUGCCUAUGGGUACGCCGUGCGCCGCAGCACAUCGAAUGCCAGCGAUCGUUCGUUAUUACUUUCGCCACGUAAUUCGGGUAGUAUGAAUAGCGAUCUGUGCGGAUCCUCAGAUUCCAACGCAGAUGAAAGAUUGGCCGGCAUGACGGAUACUAAGAUAGGACGUAGAGCAGGAUUGCGCCUGGAUGCUAUUACAAAGAAGUACAACAGGCUGAGCGAAGCCCUGGAUCAACUGGGUGUACGCCAAACCAGAACCAUAUCGGAACCUCCAUUCACACAACACAAGCCAACUGUGUCAGGGCUGUGGUCAAAGCCAGGUGGUACGGCGACACUAAGGAAUGAUGCGGAAAACAUCGAAGAGAACUUUCCCGCACUGUACAGUGUGUUCAAGAGGUGUAAGCCAGGUACCACACAGGGUAUGCUCUAA
Molecule: messenger RNA, 1395 nt
Organism: Babesia sp. Xinjiang
Lineage: Eukaryota; Apicomplexa; Aconoidasida; Piroplasmida; Babesiidae
Exons: 3
Coding region: 1-1395 (464 amino acids)
Source: RefSeq, a predicted model, not a curated record